Molecule: messenger RNA, 1731 nt
Organism: Aureobasidium vineae
Lineage: Eukaryota; Fungi; Ascomycota; Dothideomycetes; Dothideales; Saccotheciaceae
Source: the annotation of a GenBank genome assembly
AUGCCCCGCAAGCGCGUGAACCUCCAGGAGCCCCAGCGAAAACGGAACAGGACAGGCUGCGACAAAUGUCGCGCUCGCAAAGUUCGUUGUGACGAGCAGAAACCGACCUGCGGCCAAUGCAGUGCCAAGGGCUUUGAUUGUCAGACAAGCAUCAAGCUCAAGUGGGAACAAGACUAUACCAGUGUUGGACGAGCAUUCGGUAGAGCUGGUUUGUGGAGCAAAAAGGCUGCCGAGAAAUCAAAUGCUCCAUCGCCGUGUAUUCACGUCACCGAGGACGAGGUAUCGUGGAUCCAAAUUCCUCUGAUCUCUUCAUACAGCUUUGUCAACGCUACGGUAGGGAACAUUGAACAGCUCACGACUUUGGAGGACCUCGCAACAGACGCUGCGCCAGUAUUGGAUGUCAUUCGUACCAAUGAUCGCGACGAUACUUCAAGCACUGCUUCUUUAUCACCAUGGCUGUCUGCCAGACAACCUGCGUUCUUGCCUCGUCAACACUUCUUCCCAUCUGCAUUGCCGAUGCUGCCUGACCUCCCCAGCCCGAUGCACUCCAGCCUGCUUUCGUAUUACUUAGAGAAGAUUUGUCCAAUCACUGUCCCGAGUUCCGUCAACAAAUCUCCUUUUGCCAACUUGAUCCUUCCGUUCUCCAUCUCGUCCUCUCCUGCUGUCUUGGAGGCUCUGCUUGCUCUCGCCGCUUGCCACAGAUCAAAGAAGGACAUCGCUUUCCGUGCCACCUCUUUGAAGCUAGGGGACAAUGUUCUUCGCAAUCUGCGCGGGAGGCUUGGUACUGAAGACCCUCUGAAGGUUGCCAUGGACCCCGAAACACUGGUCAUCAUGAUGGUCUUGUGUCAGUACGAAAUUAUCAACGAGUGCGACAAACGCUGGGUCGUUCAUCUCAAAGGAGCUCGAGAUCUGAUACGAGUCAGAAGAAACGCUCAGCUCUAUCUUACUGCCGGACAGUCCUUCAACGGUCUUGUCGAGUUUGCUGAGAAGUACUUCGCUUUCCAGGAUGUCAUUGGGCGAACGGCAUGCGGCGAAGAGCCGAUCUUCGGUAUUGACUUUUGGACAUCUCAAGGCGAGGAUACCGAUGCCUGGCUCGGUUGCUCUGCUGGUCUUGUCUCGAUCUUGUGCGAAAUCACUGAAUUGAGCCGCCAACAUCGAUCACGGCCUGGCGUAAGUCUUCUACCCGACUUUCAGUUCAAAGCAGCAUCUUUAGAGCGCCGGCUCUGUAGUUUAAGGCAGAGGGUCUUGAACGAGGAAGACGACCUUCUACAAUUGUCCGCAGAGCUGAAGAGAAUGGCAGCCGAACUCUAUCUACAUGGUGCCCUCAAUGGUGCGACUCCGGCGAUGCCCCUUGUUGUCAGACUCGUACAACAAAUCCUUCAUCUAGUCUCAGUUCUCCUUGAACACGGGGUGCUUGCUGGCUUAAGCUGGCCCCUUUUUGUUGCCGCUGUCGAGCUUGAUCCAAUGGAGGACCUCGAGUGGGCUGAAAGGCAAGACCUACCCGAUGAGGUGCCAAACUAUGCUCGGCCGUUUGUCCUAUAUGCUUUGAGCCGCUUGGCUGGAUCAAAUGCUAUUGCCAACAUAGCCAAAACGAGGUCUGUCAUCGAGAGGAUAUGGCUGACAAGGAGUCAUGAUGAGAUCUCUGACACACAGUUGGAAGGGCUCGAGAAGGGUCAGAAUGACUGGGAACGCUAUGUCGCUCCACUCUGUGGUGGCUUGAGUCUUGCUUGA